Molecule: messenger RNA, 974 nt
Organism: Pelobates fuscus (common spadefoot toad)
Lineage: Eukaryota; Metazoa; Chordata; Amphibia; Anura; Pelobatidae
Exons: 2
Coding region: 240-935 (231 amino acids)
Source: RefSeq, a predicted model, not a curated record
UAUCCAUACCAGCCCGGUGACAAGGUGUAUAUCCGUCAGCUGAACAGGACCAAGAAAGGAGGAUACCCUUUUGGACCACCUGCUACUGUGAUUGCUGUACCCGGAACCGCUGUCCUCACAGAUUCCCACGACAUCUGGAUUCACGCAUCCUGAGUGAAGCUGUGUCCAAAGAGGGGAGCCAAGGAAGACCACACCACUCCUCGCUCGGAAACAGAAGAAUUUCUCCUCAGCGAAGCAUCAUGGCUUUUACACCAUAUCGUAGAUUGAGAGGAUCAUACGUACCUGAGACCAAGAUUAUGUAUUGCGCUAUGCUUUCUGGAGUUGUUAUACUCCCUCUGAUAUUGUUCCUUGAAUGCCAUUAUGAGUACAAGUCAAUGGGAAGUUUGAAACCUGUUUGUUUCUGGAGAAAAGACUCUGACAUGAUGAACAACUCUUCAAUACCCCCAGCCCAAUUAGGCCUUAGCCCCUCAUCUAGCAUUCGUCACACACGCUCCCUCAAGAACCUUUCUCCACCACCUUUCUAUCAGCAUGUAAUAUGCAAUUAUUCAUUCACUGAACACAUUUGGAUGAAUUGGACAAAUAGUAACCCUUAUAAGUACCAGUUACCCAUAUGGAAUGUGUCCACAGCUAAUGAAACCGAUGCAUUAUGUUUGUUUGAAGGUUCACGGAAAAUUGUUAGAUCUUAUAAUGCAGAAAUGUGCACAGUUAAGGUUGCAUAUCAAUGUAAACAGACAGGCCUUAUUACUUUUAAUAAUGAUUAUAUAACUGGUACCAUUAAUUGGAGAAGGGGACGAAUGUUAGUCAUUAUGAACGACACUGUAAUUGAGAACCAUACACUACCUUAUAUUUGUACACCUUAUUACUGUCCUUUAUCCUCUACCAUAGAACCAAAAGUCAACAACGACACACACACCUAUUCCGUCCACAUGUAUUAAUACAACUGCCUUCUUACAAGCUGUACAUGAGUCAUUAAA